AUGACAGUGAAGACCCUGCAUGUCACAGCCAUGUCUCUGAUUGCAGCUUCUUCUGUUUUCCAGGUGGAGUACUUGCUGCUGUUGAUAUUGGGGCUUGCCUUUCUGAGAGAGGCAGCAGCUCAGAUAGUCCCCAAAGAAGGACAAACAUUUUUCCAAGAGCCUGAGAGUUGCCCUUCUGUGCCAGAAGGUAGUCUGAAGCUUGACAUUGGCAUCAUCAGUGCAAACCAGCGUGUUCCCUUGUUACGUAACAUUGAGCGCCGCUCCACCUCCCCCUGGAAUUACACCGUCACCUGGGACCCCAACCGGUACCCCUCGGAAGUUGUACAGGCCCAGUGUAGGCACCUGGGCUGCGUCAAUGCUCAAGGAAAGGAAGACAUCUUCAUGAAUUCCGUUCCCAUCCAGCAAGAGACCCUGGUCCUCCGGAGGAGGCGCCAAGGCUGCUCUGUUUCUUUCCAGUUGGAGAAGCUGCUGGUGACCGUUGGCUGCACCUGCGUCAAACCCCUUAUCCGCCAUGUGAGCUGAGAGAGGCACAUCAGCUCAACUGAAGAAGCUGUAGCAAUGCUGUUCCUUACCCAGUGCUCUGCAACAAGCCCUAUUGAUCCCCAGUUCCCUCUACUUCACAGGACUCUUAAUAAGACCUGCAUGGAUGGAAACACAAAAUAUUCACAAUGUAUGUGUGCAUGCACUGCAUUUUAUAUUUGAUACUGAAAUGUUAGGAGAUAAAUUAAUACAUU
Molecule: messenger RNA, 734 nt
Organism: Cebus imitator (Panamanian white-faced capuchin)
Lineage: Eukaryota; Metazoa; Chordata; Mammalia; Primates; Cebidae
Gene: IL17F
Product: interleukin 17F
Exons: 3
Coding region: 1-522 (173 amino acids)
Biological process (GO): inflammatory response
Cellular component (GO): extracellular region
Molecular function (GO): cytokine activity
Source: RefSeq, a predicted model, not a curated record